UCUCUCUCUCUGAAGCAGUCUCCUCGUCUGUCAUUUGACCAGGCAGUUCACAGAGGCGAGAGCUCAGCACCAGAGAAAAAGAAGAGAAAGAAAAACAGGAGAGCGGCAGGGAGAAGAGAACAUGUUCAGUGUAUCACUGAGCUUGCUGGAUACUUUUGCAGCCUUUUUCAUAGAAAAACAAAUCCCCUGUUGGUUUGGAUUUCCUCUUGCCUGCUUCUUUUGAGGACUGCCAGUGUCUUGGAUGUGGGCUGUAGUACUGUUAACAGUCAACUGAGGAGAAGGAGGAGGUAGAAGAAGAAGAAGAAGAAGAGGAUCAGCUGACACCUUUUUUGGAGAUUUACACUUUGCAGGAGUAAAGCUGGAAAGGAGUGGUGGGGGGGAGAGAGACUGACUGCCGGGCCCCAUGCCCACCCCUGCUAAUGCUUGAACAGCAUGAAAGGGGGCCACCACCAUCACCAUCGCCACUACCGAGGCUGUGGCUGCCAGCACUUGUUCCGUAAAGUCCUAGUUAAGUGUGGCUGCUGCUAUGCCAGAGUCAGAGACUCAUACUCAGCAGCAGGGAGUGAGGGCAGCAUUUCCACCUCUGUGGCGUCGCUGCCACCGCAGCCAUCAGGCAGCUCGGCCCCCAGCUCGCCAAGCUCUAGACGCUCUGUCAGUACCCUAAAGAAGUGGCUUACAAACCCUGUCCGCAAACUCAGCGCUGGAUCUGCUGCCAAGGGGGAACGUCAGGUCCGAAGGCUUGAGGGAAAAUCCCCUCCUAUCCCAUCCCACAGCCACAGCCAGGACCUCGGCAGCCCUAUGCGGCUCGAUGAAGCGUUUACCAUUCUACCCAUCACCCACAGAGAACGGGAAUGGAAAGAUGGCCUGGCAAGCCCAGAAGACCUGUCACCAGAUUCCCUACAUCCGCCAGGUUACAUGAGUGCUUCGCCUGCUGACUUCACUUCACUGCCAGACAAGCAGGACACUCAGUCUACCGGUGUUCUGCCUGACGACAGCGAGUCAGUCUUGAUGGACGACACCUCCAGCCAAUGGUCCACUGUGGCUGACACUGAGGAGGAGAGGAAAAGUGCCUUAGAGAAAAGCAUGUAUGUACUGCAGGAGCUUAUAGAGACAGAGAAGUACUAUGUGGCAGACCUGGGUUUCAUAGUGGAGGGCUACAUGGCCACAAUGAGUUCCAAAGGUGUUCCAGAUGAUAUGAAAGGAAAGGACAAGAUUGUUUUUGGAAACAUUCACCAAAUAUAUGACUGGCAUAAAGACUACUUCCUGGGAGAGCUGGAGAAGUGUUUGGUGGAGCCAGAAAGGUUGGCUCAGCUCUUUAUUAAACAUGAGAGACGUCUUCACAUGUAUGUUGUGUACUGUCAAAACAAGCCAAAGUCGGAACAUAUUGUCUCAGAGUAUAUUGAGACCUACUUUGAGGAGCUCCGACAGCAGCUGGGACACAGGUUGCAGCUCAAUGACCUGCUCAUCAAACCUGUGCAGCGGAUUAUGAAGUACCAGCUUUUGCUCAAGGACUUUUUGAAAUAUUACACCAAAGCUGGGAUGGACACUGAAGAGUUGGAGAAAGCAGUUGAAGUGAUGUGCUUCGUGCCAAAACGUUGCAAUGACAUGAUGAAUGUGGGUAGAUUGCAAGGCUUUGAGGGAAAGAUCACAGCCCAGGGAAAGCUGCUGCAGCAGGACACCUUCACCGUCACAGAGCAGGACAGUGGCUUUCUGUCACGAGCCAAGGAGAGACGAGUAUUCCUGUUUGAGCAGUUGGUUAUCUUUAGCGAACCCAUCGACAGAAAAAAAGGCUUCUCCAUACCUGGAUACAUCUUUAAAAGCAGCAUCAAGGUUAGCUGCCUGGGGGUGGAGCCCACUGUGGAUGGUGAUGAUGCACGUUUUGUACUGACCUCACGAAACUCGGAUGGGAGUGUGGUGAGAUACCAGCUGCAGGGCUCCUCUCCAGAGAUCUGCAGAGCUUGGGUUAAUGAUGUGGUUCAAAUCCUGGAGAGUCAGCGCAACUUCCUUAAUGCCUUACAAUCACCAAUCGAAUAUCAGCGACGAGAGAGCAAGUCCAAUAGCCUGGGCCGCAGCAUGAGGCCCCCUCUGUCUGCUGCCAGUGACUUGCGGCCCCACUCAUCUGCCUCCAUUGACCGCCAUAAGCUGCCCUCCCUCCACUCUCACAACACCUCUCUGCCGGCGCUCUACUUGCCGAGCCAAAGCCAGAGCCAAGGGCCGAAUGAGACCUUCUCAUUGAGGGGUGCCAUUGUGGUGCAGCCAUGCUCUGCUGACUCCCAUACUGCUUCACCAUCACAUGUCCGACUGGGUCUCUCUGAUCAGCCAACCUGUCCAGCUGUAUCAAACGGGCUUUACACUCCGGCCACACAGUGUGCACAGCAGAGAGCAGGAGAGGGCUUCCGCAGAGGUUCCACUUCUGAUGUGGUGACCCAGGCUGCUCUACCGGGCCCCUCAGCUGGUCGGCGCCCCAGUAACCUAGCCCAGCUAGCAGAAGACGACCUUUGAACUCUCCUGCGUCAGGAGGACAGUGGCUAAUGCUCCACCCGUGAAGACACCACUUGUGCACUGUUUGUUUAGGCAAGGCUGUGGUGUAUGUUUUUUUUGGGACUUUUAAAGAACCUGAAGUAUGGAGGAACCAUAAGCUGAAAAAACCCCCAAGAUAUAUAUAUAUAUAUAAAAAAACUGCUUGGUUCCCUUUUUGAGAACCACUUAAAAGGGAGUUGAUGUGGCCUUGAUCACCUCCAGUGAACACCAAGAGCACCCAGCGGGAUGCUGUUGGGUUCAGAAUGAGAAAACACUCCAUGAUAUGACAAUUUCUGCUUUCUACUUUUUUUUUUGAAGAGUUUGUAUUCCUCUCUUUGAAAGGGAUGGAGUUAAAUCUUGGAUGAUUCCAUUCCUAAUUGGGGCAAUCACUGGAGCUAGGUGUAAAUGUGUGUUUGUGCAAUGAUUUGUGGAUGAGUUAGUAUGCAUGAAAGCGGGCAAGGAGUGACUCCUUGUUCCCUUUAAGUUUCAUUCUGAUGCCCUGCGUUGAAGACAUACACAGUAUGUUUUUAACCCCCCCUGCUGACACCUGAGUAUGCUUUUUAUGUUGACAAGAAGGGGAAAGGAGGAACAUUUGAUGUGGGCAUCACAAGAACUUUAUUUGCUCAAUUUUCAUUCAAAAGUAAGGAACUUUCUUUAUUACAACAGUGUUGAGGGGCACCAAGCGUGCUCUGAUAUUCUGUUUGACCGGCCUCCCUUUGAUCUGGACAGGAAGGCAUGAAUGAACCCCCUGGAGGUUUUUCUGUGGGUAUGACGUCACCUCCUAGUUCUCUUUCCCUCUUUUGACAACUGCAGUGGAGCUGAAAAUGCAUUUAAAGAGACUCACCCAAAGUGUUGCAUGCAACAUCUCCUAGGUCACUGAAUGGCACAACGUCCCAUUACAAGAAUCUGUUGUGAUCCUUGAAAAAUGGAUUGAUUUAAACUUAUAUAAGUUGUAUUAUGAGUUACUUGUUAUCAUGUCAAGGCUGUGUGACAUUCUAUAACUCUUUCCCUAAUGGAUCAUAUACUGUACAUACCAUAAAGCAAACAUACUGUUAGUACUGCUACUUAAAGGAUCGGGUAUAACCCAGAACUCUCAUGAAUUCAGCUGGUUGUUUGCAUAUUCUUCUUCCUAAAAAGUGCCAAAAACGACUGUAGCUCAACUCUUUGAUUUUUCAACCCCUGUUCAGUUUGCCAUCGCUCACUCAAAACCUCUCAAAUGUAAUUUCUGUUAGGAUUUCAAUAACAAGUUAGGAGUGUAGAAUGGCUUCUUUACAUGUGGCCACUAGAGGUCCUCAAAAGACCUUUACCUCCAGUUCAGUUUGAUCAUACAGCUGCACCAAAGAUCAAAAGGCCUCAAAUUUCAGAGCUCACAUUGAAAAUGAUGCUUGGAAACCUUUCCAAACAGAACAAAACCAAUGAUAAUCCAGCUUUUACUAGGGUAAAAAUUGAAAUCUGGGAUAAUUACGGUAAUACAUUUAACUGCAGGUCAUUUUACUGAGUUCUCAUGGAAUGAGUGAUCAAGCAGUUUUGCAUGAAACACACAAAGGAAUACCUCCACAGGGAACCAACAGUAGAGGAUAUAACACCGGAAAAACGCUGGUUAAUGUCACAUUUGAGCAACUAGACAGAGAUGCAUCAUAUAAAAUAAAAGUUGUCUUUUGGAAAAUAAA
Messenger RNA from Cyprinodon tularosa, 4190 nucleotides. RefSeq names its product Rho guanine nucleotide exchange factor (GEF) 25a (gene arhgef25a). The transcript is spliced from 16 exons. Lineage: Eukaryota; Metazoa; Chordata; Actinopteri; Cyprinodontiformes; Cyprinodontidae. The coding region runs from base 433 to 2502 and encodes 689 amino acids. Gene Ontology annotation, cellular component: cytoplasm; plasma membrane. Gene Ontology annotation, biological process: axon guidance. The record is from RefSeq and is a predicted model, not a curated record. Gene Ontology annotation, molecular function: guanyl-nucleotide exchange factor activity.